Prunus mume (Japanese apricot) is the source of this 914-nucleotide messenger RNA. The record is from RefSeq and is a predicted model, not a curated record. Lineage: Eukaryota; Viridiplantae; Streptophyta; Magnoliopsida; Rosales; Rosaceae.
CAAAGCAAAAACCAAUUGCGCAAUAUUGUCACUGCUUAAUUAUAAGCCCCAAAAUGAGCCUACUCAAAAACUUCUCAGUUUUUUCCAUCAUAUGCAUCACCCUUUACUUUCCAACUUCAACCAAUGCAGCGCGUUUCGAUAUCCGAAACAACUGUGCCUUCACAGUCUGGGCAGCAGCCUCACCAGGCGGUGGAAGGCAGCUUAACAGUGGCGAAUCUUGGCCUUUAGAUGUGAGCUCCGGCACUACUGGGGCCCGCAUUUGGGCACGAACGGGAUGCAGCUUCGAUGGAGCUGGACGUGGCAGCUGCCAAACAGGUGAUUGUGGAGGUGUCCUCCAAUGCCAAGGCUAUGGCCAACCCCCAAACACCCUAGCAGAAUAUGCACUUAACCAAUUUAACAACUUAGAUUUUUUUGAUAUUUCUCUGGUUGAUGGGUUCAAUGUCCCAAUGGACUUUAGUCCCACGGACAAUGGAUGCACUAGGGGGAUACAAUGCACGGCUGAUAUUAAUGGGCAAUGUCCUAACGAAUUGAAGGCUCAAGGAGGCUGCAACAACCCUUGCACCGUGUUUAAAACUGAUCAAUAUUGCUGCAAUUCUGGGAGCUGUAGCCCUACAGACUUCUCUAAGUUUUUCAAGGAUCGGUGCCCGGAUGCUUAUAGUUACCCCAAGGAUGACCAAACCAGCACAUUUACAUGCCCUACUGGGACUAACUAUAGGGUUGUGUUCUGCCCAUGAAGUAGGUGUUCACUUCGCUCUGCUAUAGGAGACAUAAAUCUGCUGGCAAUAGCUAGCUGAUAAUAUCAAUUGUAUGUUUGUGAUGCAAUAAUUAAAAGCUUGAGGGCUUUGUCACAGCAUGUACAGUGUACAUGCAUUGUGUAACACAAUAUCAAUAAUAUUAAUGUACUCAUCCAAGGU